CAGAGUCAGAAUACAUAUCUCCGGCAAUGGAAGUGCAAGUUCAAGGACUAUAUAAACUCACUGAUGGUCAGAGAAGCCCCUCCAGCCGACCGACUUUGCUCAGUCUGCAAGAAAGAUGGGGUGUAUAGAUGCCAUGGCUGUUUCAAUGAGCCACUCUUUUGCACAGACUGUUGCAGAAUUUGGCAUCAAAGACAUCCAUUCCAUCGCAUCAGUCAAUGGACCGGAUCAUUUUUUCAAGAAACUUCACUCAUUAAAGUUGGCCUGCACAUUCACCUCGCUCACGAUGGCACUCCAUGUCCCAGCAGCACUGAUUACUCAUCAGACUUCUUUGAAUGGUCAGAUACCGAUGACAAUAUAGACGACGAUUAUCCGGAGGGACCUUUCAUUCCACCGGUCAGAGACCCAGAUCAUCCGGCCAUAACUGUAGUAGACAAGUCCGGUGUUCACUCCCUUUCCAUAUGGUACUGUCACUGCCCUGGUGCUAUCAGCCGAGACAUGCAGCUGUUCCAGGCUGGCUUGUUCCCAGCAUCUUGUACCAGACCAAAAACUGCAUUCACAUUCUCUGUCUUGGAUGACUUUCUGUUAGACAAUCUCGAGUGCGGUACAUCGGCAAUGAAUUACUACAGCAAAAUUCGCAGACUAACCUCGAGCAUCUUUCCACUGAUGGUUCUGGAUCACUACAGAGAGCUCAUGAGAGCUGCCAGACAGUGGCGACAAUGCAAGCUUUACAAGUGGCAUGGAUUUGCCCACAAAGAUGACAAGCCAAAUGAAGGUGAUCUUGCCCUAUUUUGCCCUGCAUGUCCACAACCAGGGAUAAACUUGGACCUGUCUGCUGGUACAGUCGCCCAACCGGACGAUACCCCUUCCUGGCUAAUGACUAGGUAUUUGGUCAUGGAUGGAAAUUUCAAAGCUGAGCACAUGCAUCUGGUGAAUCCAUCGGAUGAAGUUUCAUUGAUGGAUGGUCUGGGGUUCAUGGUCUCCGAUGAACGAUACAAGAGUCAUUUGGCCAUUGCCCGAGACCAUGUCCAAAGGUCAGAUUGUAAUAAUCACCGGGCCGUCAAUCAAGCAAACACCUCCCGGCAAAGGCUGGAAGCCACCGGUAUAGGAGGAUGUGCAUGUGCGCGGCAUGGAUGUUUUGUCCCACAUUCCAUGGUGGAUUUUCAGAAAGGUGAAAGACAGAUGAACAUGGACUAUGCAUUAAGUCAAGCACUUAACUAUAAGACCAACGGAAUCUCUCGUGCCAUAACUUUCUAUGACAUAAAUUGUCAGUAUAACAAGUAUUUGAAGGACCGGAUCGAUUCUAGUAUGUAUCUUUCCAUCCCUGUCGGUAUGGAUAUCAUUCCCGGAAUCGGCUUGUGGCAUGUACAUGGACAUCAAGAUAGCUGCUAUGUCCGGUAUGCAUCAAAUUUUAUCCACGGGACUGGCAGGAUAGAUGGAGAGAUUAUGGAGACCCUCUGGGCGCCUCUGAACAUAAUCUCCCCAUCGGCCAGGGGUAUGGGAACUCCACAUCGCAAGGAGGUAUUGGAUUAUCAGAUGAAUGAUUGUAACUUCAUGAAAAUGAUUCGUAUAACUAAGUUUCUUGCCAGAAAGUUGAAAGAGGCCAUCAAGGGUUCUGCGGAGAGCAAACUUGCAUUCCAAAAUCUUAACGAGAUGGCUCAUCCUGACAUGGUCAUUCUUUGGGAGGCAGAGGAGACACUCGCUCAUGAGAACAGAGCCGAGGAUCCUACAGCUAUGGACAUUUAUGAGGUCCGAAAACAGCAGGAGUUGCGCCUGUUGCAGGCUCAAAAUUGCCCUGAACAUCCGGACAUCAACCCCCCCGGUCGACGAGGCGCUGCCACUUGGCUCGCCACUGGUCUCACCAUAGAGGAAUCCCAAAUCUCUCUCUCUAAGGAUGUCAAAAGGUUACGAAUGCACCCAACAGAUAUGCAAUUGCUGAGAGUGGCCCGAUGCUGGGAUAAACUUCACACUCAGAUCACAAGCUUUCUCGAGAUGGCACCUACCUAUCUUGGAGUUGAAGUCGAUGUCAAUGACCCGGAUUUUCCUUUGAAUAGUGUUCAUAAUUCACUCCAUGACGAUGGUGAAGAUUUCUCAGAUCUCGACGAUGAUCAAAAUCCUGAUCCAGACACACACGAUACUUCCAUAUUUCAACCGGAGCUCACUGUCAUACCUCUGCCAUCCAACAUUGGUGAGCUCAGGUGCAGGGAGUUAGGUCUCACCAAUCUCAUGAAAGAAGAAAUUGCCCUCCAUGAAGGCCAGGCCAAUGACGCACUCCAUGCUAUUAGAGUUCAUUUGGGAGAUAAAGCUGUUUUAUUCUGCAAUACUGUCCGGUCAGCCAAGUCACAGGCAUCAUCUACUAGGGCAUGGACUCGAGUUCGCUCGGUAGAGACUGCUGUGAAUCUCAAUGCCAGUAUCUAUUCAAAAUGCCAGUCGCAACUGGCCAAACUCUCUGACCACGACCUCUUGAAGAAAUACAUUCCUUUGAAGAAAGAUGACCUCAAAGCCAGCUCUGCAGUGGCUGAUCCAAAUGCACGUGGUCAGAGGGACACCACUCUGUCAUGGUUCUGGUCUUUGGAUUGUCUGGUGCUUCCGGAUAUAUCUGGUCGUCCGGUCCCACAUGUUCUCAUAAUAGUUUACCGGGUUAAUUGGCUCCGGACAAAAGCACUGCGUGAUCGAUGGAGUGAAGAGCUUAUUCUGGUCAAACAUGAAAUGCAGUGGUCAAUCAAUUUUUUUGACCGCAGAGCGAAGCAAUGGCUCAGUCACAUGCACAAUGCUACUUCUGCAGGGCUCACCGGACACACAUGUUAUGCUGCACGACAAUCCCACAUAUAUCACCAACUAGCAGCACAUGCAGAGAAUGCUUUUCGGACAAUGAUCGAUCAGCUAGAUAUACCGGUUCAGAUAGUUGGUGGUACCGGUUGA
Suillus discolor is the source of this 2919-nucleotide messenger RNA. RefSeq lists its product as uncharacterized. NCBI's taxonomy places the organism in Eukaryota, Fungi, Basidiomycota, Agaricomycetes, Boletales, Suillaceae. The annotation marks the transcript as partial. The record is from RefSeq and is a predicted model, not a curated record. The transcript has 6 exons.